UUAAGCAAUAAUGCCUGAGAAUCCGAUAAUUAUUGUGUGACAACUCACGACAAGGCUGUUCUGAGGCCCGAGGCGAAGCAACUUUUUUUAUGAGGCAGAAUUGAUUUGACUGUAAUGGUGUGUAACGCUCAGUGGUCUAGUCUGGUAUCUGUUGUUUUCAUUGUUGAUUUUGCCGCUACCUGCUGACUGUUGCAGUUACCGCACAAUUACGUCUGCGAUGUAUAUCUAUUACGUCAUACGUGAUCACGUUCGAAACAGAUCAGAUAACAUUUGACUCUUCAUUCAGUCAUCAAGUUGGUGUCGUUGGUGGUUGAAAAUGUAUUAUCCCGCAUUUUAUUGCAAUGUAAUUGUAUCAUAAUUUUUUAAAAGCAUUAAUAUGUGAUACAACUGGAGAUAAUAUGGAGAAGAAAGAAGUGGAGAGAGAGAUGCAGGAGGCUGAUCCAGAGUCAGCCGGACCAUCUCAGUCAGAGGAGACUGAAGCAGAGAGAGAGAUGCAGGAGGCUGAUCCAGAGUCAGCCGGCCCAUCUCAGUCACAGGAGACUGAAGCAGAGAGAGAGAUGCAGGAGGCUGAUCCAGAGUCAGCCGGACCAUCUCAGUCAGAGGAGACUGAAGCAGAGAGAGAGAUGCAGGAGGCUGAUCCAGAGUCAGCCGGCCCAUCUCAGUCACAGGAGACUGAAGCAGAGAGAGAGAUGCAGGAGGCUGAUCCAGAGUCAGCCGGACCAUCUCAGUCAGAGGAGACUGAAGCAGAGAGAGAGAUGCAGGAGGCUGAUCCAGAGUCAGCCGGCCCAUCUCAGUCACAGGAGACUGAAGCAGAGAGUGAGAUGCAGGAGGCUGAUCAGGACUUAGCCGGCCCAUCUAACACAUGGGAGCCACAGCAGACUUCUCAUUACAACCUGUCCUUGGCCCGGAGAAGCUCCUCCUCAGAACUCGAAUUCUCAGGGGAGGAGAUGAAUGAGAAGCAAUGGAUUCUUUCGACUGAGAAUAUGCAUGAAAGGUCCACCAUAGUUGAGGCUCAUGCUAAGUGCAAGAACAUCGUGUCAUGGGUGAAGGAGGACUCUUCAACAGUGGUGGUCCCUGCCCUUGAUUUCAUCAUGUACAGGCAUUUGCCCUGGUCACCAUCAUCAUCUUCAUCAACUUCCUCCUCCUGGUCUUCAGUCGUAAUCAAUGAAGCAGAUCUGGAAGCGGCCUCCGUAUGCCGCAGCGUCAGAUUCAACCUUGGGCCAAGUCAUGGGCCAAGCGAGGUCACCAGCCCUAGAACUGGUGCCAGGACACGGAACCCAACUCCCUUCCCCUCCCUCCUUUCGUCAGAGGAGUCUUUGGGAAAUGAGGAAGAAGAUGACAACCCAAGAAGAUAUUCCUCAGCAUCUGAGAACGGAGAUAGAGAGGAUUGGGACAGACCCCACUCAGACCCCCUGAGGUCUGUGUUCGGACUGUCUCACAACUUUAUCUUCAGUCAGGUUCACAGAGACGCCCGCAGGUCCCUGAGUGAGGUCAUACUGCCAUCCAUCCAGAGGAGACCAAAGAAGAUGAGGCCUAUUAUUCUGUCUGCGGACACCAGGCUGAUCAUGGCCAUUGUGGAGAUCAUCUUCAAGCAGAUCAACGCCAGACUAGCCCAGCUCAUGCUGAUAGGAGGGGCCAGUCAGGGAGCCGAAGCUCCUUCCACCAGCAUCAGCUCACCAAGCAGUCAGUUUGCUGAGCAGUUGCUGCGGACAAUCACAACCACAAUGAAUGGCCAUACUAUGGGACAGAUGGCGCUCACUUGGCUGUCUGGAAAGUCCGCUAACGAGAUUGAGAGAGAGCUAGGACGACUGGCAGGUCAGGUCAUUGUUGCAACCAUCAGCAGCAUCCAGAGGGUGAAGAGCGACGCUCAGACAGGACAUGAGGUGCGGGUGUCCUACUUCCUGUCAGCGGUGUCGGCCGAGGUGCAGAGUCUGGUGGUCCAGAGAACGGAGACCAGGAUGUCAGGAAGCGACCACCUGCUGAACCUGUCUCGGGCAAAGAUCAACAGGGCCGUCGAGCUGAAAAUGGCUGAAAUGUACGGUAGAUCCCUGUGGGAUUGGUCCCUGACAGAACAGAAUAUCCAGCUAGGUCAUGACAGAAUCACUGCCAUGUCCAAUGAUUUGGUGGAUUUGGUGGUCGAUGAUACCCUGGAUGCCCUUGGUUAUCUAGAGAACCAGGCAUUUUCCAGGUCCCAGAGCGCUGGCUCCCGGACAGGGAUUGAAGGCCUCGACAUUGAUGGUGUGGCAAGGGACAUGGUCCGGAAAGCUGCAGCCAAACUCAAGGCAUCCAUGUCUGAGUUUGAGCUGGAGGGGGGAUCCAGAUACUCACAGGGCAGCAGUGGUCCCUCGAACCACUCACCUCUGUCUCGCUCCCACUCCGACCUGAGGAUGCUCUGUGUCCGGUCAGCAGUGUCAGUCAGAACUGCCCUGCAAGUGAUAAAAACAGAGCUUGACAGCAACUCAGACGAGUCCUUUGUUCCAUGCCAGAUGUCUAGAAACCUUCUAGCACGUCUAGUGUCGAGUGUCGAGAGCAUCAGCGAUCUGGAAAUUGGUGAGAUGCUCCAGGGCCCCUCAGCAAUCAUGGAGCCGGAGGCUGUGAGAGAACACCCAGACAUAUCCUCCACUGCCAUCUACCACUCCCUGCUCAUUGAUUGUCCAUUCCCACCAUCAGAGAGGAUUCAGGAAACAAUUAUUCUAAGCCGUCCACUCACUGCACAGGAUGUGACCACACAGGGGGAAAAGCAGCAUCCUGCUGACCUUCAGACCGACAACCUAAUGGCAGAAUACUCUGCCAAGGCCCAAGGGGUAGUGACUCAGGUCAUAAGAGAUGCUUCUUUGACCAUCGACAUCCUGUCAGCCCACGUCUCCUCAAGGAACAUUGCUGAGGCCUCAACUAGCAUUCUUGAGUCCCUUCUAGUGGACUUAAACGAGGCAAUUGAGGUGAGUAGGGCAGGUAGGAUCAAGUUCUGGGAACAGGUCCGGUUAUCCUCCCAGAAACUUUACAGCACAGCUGUGAACGAGCUGAAGAGUUUGUACACUGGUUGCCACCUCACCAAUGAGCGGGACCACCAGGAUACCCAUUUAACUGCUGACAAAAUCCAGGACAUGGAAGUGUCUACCAACAAUGACCUCAAAGACCCAACAGUUGCAGUCAGCCAGGAGUCAGUCAGACACAGCGCCAAGAAGAUCCUCAGCAAGGUUCUGAAUGUGAUCAAGGCCGGAGUAGCUGCCUCAGAGCACUCAUCUGUGGGUGAGCAGAUGACCGAAGAGUGGCAGGUUGCCAUGGAGAUGUUUGACUCCAUUCUGAACAGGCUAGAAGAUGAUGAGCCUGAUGUGGGUGAAGAGGAUCAUCUUCAUGUGAUGUCGGUCCAUGACAUCUACCAGGAUGUCUCAUCUAAAACCUCUCAGGUUUGUAUGGCGGUGACCGGCCAGGCGAUGGACACGCUGACCGAUGAUGUGUCAGCCGCGACCUCUGUGCGUGGUAAACCAGAUGAGGACAAGUUCUCAUUUACAACUGUGACCACGCCAACUCUCGUGUCAUAUAUUCUUCUGCCCAAAUCAAAGAGAAGUCUCUUCCAGGCCACAAGUACCCACAGGUCAGGCACUAGCCAGGCCUCCAGUGACGUUCUUGCUGAGCUCCAUGCCAACCGCCCUGACACCGCAUUGCCUGUGAAGUGCACUUCUACAGCUGUUGCUGAUACAGAGACUCGUCACGUCCCCUCUGCCAGAGUGAAGAAGAAGAGCCAGGGCUGGAGGUUCAGUUACUGCCCAAAGUUGCCAACGGUCAAGAUCAAGGUGUUCAAGAGCAGAGUGGAACCAGAGAGCCACCCCGCUCAAAAGGAGCUGCCUUCGCAGCGUUUCAGCACCUCUCGAGUUGCGCUGGAUGAUGAUCAUGCUGUCCCAUUCAUUCCCCAACCUGAGGACGACCUGCCACCAGCACCUGCACAGGAGUCCCGUAAACAUCCCCUGUUGGUCAGGGUGUUCCGGGCCAUUUCCAGAGCCAUCUCGAAACCGUUCAAGGGCUGUGAUUUUUGCAAGAAGAAUUAGAAAGAUUUAGCCAUCACCAUCUAAUAAACAUAUUAGCAGCAUUGA
Molecule: messenger RNA, 4091 nt
Organism: Coregonus clupeaformis (lake whitefish)
Lineage: Eukaryota; Metazoa; Chordata; Actinopteri; Salmoniformes; Salmonidae
Exons: 9
Coding region: 399-4046 (1215 amino acids)
Source: RefSeq, a predicted model, not a curated record